Molecule: messenger RNA, 2940 nt
Organism: Cucurbita moschata (crookneck pumpkin)
Lineage: Eukaryota; Viridiplantae; Streptophyta; Magnoliopsida; Cucurbitales; Cucurbitaceae
Product: nitrate regulatory gene2 protein-like
Exons: 4
Coding region: 187-2610 (807 amino acids)
Source: RefSeq, a predicted model, not a curated record
AAGAGAAAAAGUAAAAGGAAAGGAAAGAGAGACCAAAAUGGGCGUUGGAUGAGCGAAAGAAUUGCGUGGAAAAUUAGUCCCAUAGAUUCAUUCACUUCCCACUCUCCACUCUCCAAUAACACUUCGCUCACUUUCCUCCCUCCCCCACCGCCGCUGCCGCCUCCGUCGGCGCAUUGAUUCCACCGAAUGGGCUGCGCAGCUUCGAAGGUAGACCAUGAAGACACUGUGCGGCGGUGCAAGGAGCGCCGCCGUCUCAUGAAAGAGGCCGUCUAUUCUCGCCACCACUUGGCCGCCGCACACGCUGAUUACUGCCGCUCUCUUCGCCUUACCGGCUCCGCUCUCUGUGCCUUCGCUGCUGGCGAACCUUUCUCCGUUUCCGACCAAACCCCCACUGUCUUCCUUCACAAUACCCAAAACCCUCCCCAGCUACAUAAGCCGCAGCGGCGUGUUUUUAGUACGAAUUCCGUCCCGCCGAGUGUUCCGUCGCCGUCUCCUUCUCUUCAUCCUCCUCCAGCGCCGCCAUCGUUUUCAUCCUCUCCGUCGCGCACCAUAGCGAGCUCCAAGCUCCCGCAUAUCCUCUCUGCGUCGAGUAUCUCGUCUUCCGUUUCACAGCGGCAACACCGCCGCCGUAAACAGAUGCCAAAGCUUCCUCAUAUUCUCUCUGAAUCGGAUCCUUCUUCUUCACCAAGGAGUGAGAAAUCUGGCUUUUCUGCUUUUUUUCCCACUGCUUAUCCUAACUCGACUUACUCCAGUACUCCUUCUCAAGCCUCCUCUGUCUGGAACUGGGAGAGUUUCUGUCCUCCAUCUCCACCUCCCUCCGAAUUUUUCCAGAGUCGAUCCCGAACUCAGGUACAACCGAAGCCUCAUCGAAACGACGGUUACAAUGAUUACGACGACGAAACGGAGCAAUCGGAGUACAACUUCUUCCACAGUAAAUCCGAGGGAAAAAAAGACGACGCUCAUCAAUUCCAGCAACAGAAGCAUCACCACGACGACACGGAGACGGAAAGAGAAGAGGUUCAAUGCAGUGAUUGGGGGGAUCACUACAGCACCACCAGCUCAUCGGACAUUGAUGAGAUUGACGGUACAGACGCCGAUUUGAGAUCAGAGGCUGAUACUCGGUCAAAUUUCGAAUCCACGAUCCGAACAGAGUCAGUCGCGCCCGAACCAGUGACUCCUCCUCCACCAGCCAAAUACACGACGCAGAUGGAGAAGUUCAACGACGCUGGUUCCUUCGCCGAAAGCUUCCGGACGGGUGAGAUCUCGGACCUAAGAAUGGUUGUGAGGCACAAAGAUUUGAGGGAAAUUGUUGAAGCUCUCAAAGAGAACUUCGAGAAGGCGGCUGUAGAAGGAGAUUCAGUCUCGAAGAUGCUAGAGAUUAGCAGAGCACAGAUGGAUAAGAGUUUCCGACAGCUGAAAAAGACGGUGUACCAUUCGAGCAGCGUGUUGAGCACCUUGAGCUCGACCUGGACCUCGAAACCGCCAUUGUCGGUCAAGUACCGGCUCGACAUCGGUUCGCUCGACCAACAGGGCGGUUCGAAGAGUCUCUGUUCGACAUUGGACCGGCUCUUGGCUUGGGAGAAGAAGCUCUAUGAGGAGGUGAAGGCUAGAGAAAGUGUGAAGAUUGAACAUGAAAAGAAGUUGUCAUCAUUGCAGAGUCAGGAGUACAAAGGGGAGGAUGAAAUCAAGCUAGAUAAGACGAAGGCUGCUAUAACUAGAUUGCAGUCACUAAUUAUUGUCACGUCUCAGGCUGUCAAUACAACUUCAACUGCCAUAGUUGGUCUAAGAGAUUCGGAUCUUAUUCCUCAGCUUAUUGAACUUUGCCACGGGUUUAUGUACAUGUGGAGAAAAAUGCACCAGUACCAUGACAUCCAGAACAACAUUGUGCAACAGGUUCGAGGCCUCGUUAACCAAACAACUCAUGGCGACUCUACUUCUGAAUUGCACCGCCAGGCGACCCGUGAUCUCGAAUCGACCAUCUCAGCUUGGCACUCCAGUUUUUGUCGCUUGAUUAAGUUCCAACGUGACUUUAUCCGAUCCCUCCAUGGUUGGCUUAAACUCUCCUUUCUUCCAGUCAACAAUGACAACUACGCUGACAACAAGGAACCUUCUGAGGUAUUUUGUGACCAGUGGAAGCUCGCUCUGGAUCGUGUCCCCGACACGUUUGCUUCCGAGGCAAUCAAUGGUUUUGCCAAAGUCGUUCAUGUGAUAUCUGAAAAACAGACUAUAGAGAUGAAGAUAAAAAAACGUACUGAAACAGCAUCAAGGGAAUUUGAGAAAAAAUCCGCAUCAAUCAUGAACUUAGAGAGGAAGUUUUACAACUCUUACUCCAUGGUUGGCAUAGGACUUCCAGACACAGGGCCCGACAAUGGGCAUAUUCUAGAUGCUCGGGAUCCUCUAGCCGAGAAGAAAGUCGAGCUGGUCGCUUGCCACAAACGAGUUGAAGAAGAGAAGAUAAACCAUUCCAAAGCAGUAGAAGUGACAAGAGCACUGACGCUUAACCAUCUCCAAACUGGAUUGCCAGGGGUAUUCCAGGCCUUGACCAACUUCUCGGCAUUGUUCACGGAGGCGCUCGAGUCGGUUUGUACUCAUUCUUAUUCUGUGAAAUAGACACCAUUUUGUUCCCCCUUGUGGUCUAUCUUUUUGUUGCAGAAAGAUAAUGGAGUUGGAACAAGGGCUGAAGGGAUUUUCUUUAGAUGAGGAAGGGUGGAAAAGGCUCUGAGAUAUUAUAUCAUUAUUGGUAAGUAAGUAAGUAAGUAAUACAUUUUGGGGAAUUAUAUUAAGCUGUAAAUAUCUGGAAUUUUUGAACUAUGAUCCUUUUUCCUUUGUUUGUUGGGGCUAAACAAAAGAUUUGCCUGUAUAGGAAAUUGCUUGGUUUGUUGUAUCAAAUUCACAUUUUCAGCCAAAUUAAUAAAUACAAAGCAUCUUGCUUUUCUUCCA